This is a messenger RNA of Mirounga angustirostris (Northern elephant seal), 2253 nucleotides long. RefSeq lists its product as uncharacterized. The transcript is spliced from 7 exons. The record is from RefSeq and is a predicted model, not a curated record. Lineage: Eukaryota; Metazoa; Chordata; Mammalia; Carnivora; Phocidae. The coding region runs from base 1 to 2253 and encodes 750 amino acids.
AUGCCCGCCGGCGUUCCCGCGCCCCUCCCCACGCUGACCCACGCUGCCAACGCUGACCCGCCUGCUGCUGACCGCGCCCCUAUCGCGGAGCCUGCUUCCGCCACCGCCGCUGCAGCCCCAGACGCCACCCGCUGCUGCUGUCACCGCUGCCACCUCUGCUACUGCCUGCUGCCGCCUGCCACCGCCUGCCACCGCCUGCCUGCCGCUGCCUGCCGCCGCUGCCCACCACUGCUGCCACCGCCGCCUGCCACCGCCUUGCUGCUGCCGCCACCAGUCACCUGCUGCCCGCCGGCAUCCGUGGCCAUCGGCCUGCCACCGCCGUCUGCUGCCUCAGCCUGGCUCCACCGGGCCCAGCUACCUAACACCGAGAAUGCAUGCCAACGCUGCCUGCCUACCCCCACCGCUGCCGGCACCGCUGGCCUAACGCUGCCACCUGCCAAUCGCCACAGCUGCCGCCUCCCUAAUGCUGCUCCUGCACCUGCUACCUCUUACCUGCCACCACCGCCUGCCUACUGCUGGUGCCUGCAGGCCGCUGCCCCCACUGCCUGCCUCCGCUGCAGCCUGCCUCCUCCUGCCACCUUCCCCCGCCACCUGCCUCCGAUGUCUCCCGUGGCUUCCUGCCACUGCCGCCUGACACCGCUGCCGCCGCUUCCUGUUGCCGCCUGCCUGCCGCUUGCCGGGGCUUGCCUGCCUGCCGCCCCAGCUGCCUGCGUCCCACCGCUUCCUGCCGCCGCCGCCUGCUACCUCCUCGCACCGCGCGCCUCCCUUGCCUGUGGCUGCCUGACUGCCAGCCACUGCUUACCACAGCCUGCCCGCGCUGUCGCCUGCUGCCACUGCCGCCUGCCUUCGCUUCCUGCCGGGGCUGCCUGCUACUACCUACCACCACCGCCUGUCUGCCAACUCUGCCUGCCGCCGCCCGGCAUCCUUGCCUGUGUCCCCCUGCCUCCGCCUGCCUGCCCGCACCCCCUGCCGCCGCUUACCGGUGCCUACCGCCGCCACCUGCCACCACCACCACCACCUGCCUACCGCGGCCGCCUGCAGCCCGCUGCUGACGUUGCCUGCCACCGCCUGCCUGCCCCCACUGCCCGCUGCCCGCCACGGCCCGCUGCCGCUUCCUUACCACCGCCGCCUGCUGCCGCUUACCACUGCCCGCCACCACCGCAUGCCUACUACUGCCGCCUCCCAACAGCUGCAAUUCCCGCCUUCCUAACACUGCUGCCUGCGGCCACCACCUGUCCCCGCCACCUGCCUGCCACUGCUUGUUGCCACCACCGCCUGUUGCCAUCUGCGGCUACUGCCACCAGCCUCCGCUGCCUAACCUCGAAGAUGCCUGCCAACGUUGCCUGCCUACCGCCGCCACCUGCUGCCGCUGCCCCCCGCAGCCCGCUUGCUCCCACCGCCUGCCGCUGCCGCCUGACGCUGCUGCCGUCUGCUGCCCUCACUGCCUGCCGCCGUUGUGGCCCGCCUCCCCCUGCCACCUGCCCCUGCCGCCUGCCGCCGCUUUCUGCAAUCGCUUAUGGCCGGCUACGACUGUCAGCCGCCACUUCCUGCCUGGCCCCUGCUGCCUGCAGCCCGCCACGGCCUGCUGCUGCUUACCUACCACCGCCGCCUACCCCCGCCUGCUGCCACUUACCACUACCCGCCACGGCAGCCCACCGCCACCACAUGCCUACCGCUGCCGCCUACCUAACAAUGUUGCCUGGCCCUGCCGCCGGCCGCCGCUUCCUCCCGCCGCUUACCACUGCCUGCCCCCGUCUGCCACCUCUUGCCGCCGCCGCCCCCUGCCUGCCCCUAGCCGGGGCCUGCCGGCCGCCACUACCUGCCCCCACCACCUGCCCGCCGCCGCUUCCUGCCGCCACUGCCUGUUGCCGCCUGCGGCUACUGCGUACCCCCAGUGCUGCAGCCUGCCUGCAACUCUUCCGCUGCUGCCCAACGCUGAAGCCGACUGACGCCAGCACUACUGCUGACGCCGCCGACGCCGCUGACGCCCCUGACGCCACUGACGCCGCAGACGCCGCCGCCCGCUGCAGCCAUAGACGUCACCCGCUGGUGCUGUCACCGCCGCCACCUCUGCUGUUGCCCGCUGCCACCUGUCACCGACUGCCACCACCUCCCUGCCGCUGCCUGCCACCGCCGCCUGCCACCGCCUGCCUGCUGCCGCCACCAGGCACCUGCUGCCCGCCGUCAUCCGUGGCCGCCUGCCUGCCUCCGCAUCCUGCCGCCGCCUGCCACCGCCGUCUGCUGCCGCAAUGA